CAAAUGUGAGGGAGAAAAUUGAAAAACUACAAAACGGCAUCGUUCGAGGUCAAUUAGGUUGACUUUAAGCAAAUUCUUUUGACUACUAAGCCUAAUUAACGGUUUCACAACAUUAACCGUUUGUUCUAUGAUCACCUGAAAUUACGAUAACGUAGGUCCCAUAGUAAAUUUAAUAAAAACUAUAUAAUAUCUCACAAUAAUAAUUUAAAAAUAAAUCACGCCUUCACUCCCGGAACUCUCUUCCUCUUUAAAUACUUCCCGACAAUAACAAGCUUCAACACAAACCCGAAUCAAAAACUUCUCUCUUUUUAUCAUAUUUUUCUCUCAUUUUAUCUAUGUUUAGAAUAAUGUUUUCGUAUUCUAGUAAUUGUUUUGCUUAUGCUUUUCUACUUCUUCUAUCAAUCGGUAACACAGUUGCAUUGUCUUCGAGUACUCUGGCUCAUGUUCAAGAUCCAAAUCUAGUCGUUGAAGAAGUUAACAGAAGUGUAUUCAAUGCGUCAAGGAGGAGCUUGGCCUACCUAUCUUGCAGAACCGGAAAUCCUAUUGACGAUUGUUGGCGGUGUGACCCGAAUUGGGAAACAAACCGCCAACGGUUAGCAGAUUGUGCCAUUGGGUUUGGCAAAAACGCUAUCGGAGGCCGUGAUGGUCGAAUCUAUGUAGUUACGGAUCCGGCCAACGACGAUCCAGUAAACCCUAGACCCGGAACUCUAAGAUACGCAGUCACACAAGAAGAACCAUUAUGGAUCAUUUUCAAGAGAGAUAUGGUCAUUAGGCUCAAAAAAGAACUUAUCAUCACAUCUUUCAAGACCAUUGAUGGUAGAGGCUCGAGUGUUCACAUAACCAAUGGACCAUGCUUAAAGAUUCACUAUGCACAUAACAUCAUCAUUCAUGGCAUUAACAUCCAUGACUGCAAACCAGGAUCAGGUGGCAUGAUUAAAGAUCAGCCAUAUCACACCGGGUUGUAUAUCCCAUCCGAUGGAGACGCCGUGGCGAUAUUUGGAGGGGAACACGUGUGGAUUGACCAUUGCUCGUUGUCGAACUGCGAUGAUGGACUCAUAGACGCUAUACAUGGUUCAACGGCUAUAACCAUAUCGAACAAUCACAUGACGCACCAUGACAAGGUCAUGCUUUUAGGGCAUAGUGAUAGUUACACGCAGGACAAGAACAUGCAAGUCACAAUUGCGUUUAACCAUUUCGGAGAAGGACUCGUUCAAAGAAUGCCACGGUGCAGGCAUGGAUAUUUCCAUGUAGUGAACAAUGAUUAUACUCACUGGGAAAUGUAUGCAAUCGGUGGAAGUGCUUCUCCAACGAUAUACAGCCAAGGCAAUAGAUUUCUUGCUCCUAACACCCGAUUUAAUAAAGAGGUUACAAAACAUGAAGAUGCACCCGAAAGCCAAUGGAGAGACUGGAAUUGGAGAUCGGAAGGGGAUAUGUUAUUGAACGGAGCCUAUUUCCGCGAGUCCGGUGCUGGAUCUCCCUCUACUUAUGCAAGAGCUUCGAGCCUGAGUGCAAGACCAUCGUCUCUUGUGGGUUCCAUCACGACGACAGCAGGCACUUUGAGUUGUCGGCGAGGCCGUCGCUGUUAAUGAUAAUGAAAUCAUAAAGAGAGAAGAAAUUACUAAUGGAUCAUUGUUUAUGCAAUGGUGCGUAUGUUUAACGAAUGGUAAGAGUCUUUUUUUUAUAAAACGUAAUGUUACAAGUGUAAUGCGUCUGCUAUGUCUCUAGACAUUUGCGAGAGAAUUUUCAAAUUUUCUAUCAAUAUAAAUUUCAAGCUAGCAAA
Arabidopsis lyrata subsp. lyrata is the source of this 1780-nucleotide messenger RNA. RefSeq names its product putative pectate lyase 11. The record is from RefSeq and is a predicted model, not a curated record. Bases 336 to 1586 code for a protein of 416 amino acids. The transcript has 5 exons. Gene Ontology annotation, molecular function: pectate lyase activity. NCBI's taxonomy places the organism in Eukaryota, Viridiplantae, Streptophyta, Magnoliopsida, Brassicales, Brassicaceae.